GAGGAUAGGGUGGGUUCUGCUCUGCGGAUCUGAUCUUGUUUCAUUUCUAUCUGUCUGAACAACAAAUCAAAUACAGUAUGGGGAUUUUGUUUACUCGAAUGUUCUCUUCGCUCUUUGGAAACCGAGAAGCUCGGAUCCUCGUUCUCGGCCUUGACAAUGCGGGGAAAACCACAAUUCUCUAUCGGCUUCAGAUGGGGGAAGUUGUCUCCACAAUUCCAACAAUUGGCUUCAAUGUGGAAACAGUACAGUACAAUAAUAUCAAAUUUCAAGUAUGGGAUCUGGGUGGGCAAACAAGUAUCAGGCCAUAUUGGAGAUGCUAUUUUCCAAAUACUCAAGCCAUAAUAUAUGUUGUUGAUUCAAGUGAUACUGAUAGAUUGGUAAUAGCUAAAGAUGAGUUUCAUGCAAUUCUGCAGGAGGAAGAAUUAAAAGGUGCUGUUGUCCUCAUUUUUGCCAACAAGCAGGAUCUUCCUGGUGCACUUGAUGAUGCUGCUGUGACUGAGGCCUUAGAGUUGCACAAGAUUAAAAACCGUCAAUGGGCAAUUUUUAAAACUUCUGCCAUAAAAGGGGAAGGUCUCUUUGAGGGCUUGGACUGGUUGAGUAAUACACUCAAGUCAGGAGGUGGCUAACUACUUGGGAGAUGAAAAGGUGAAGGUGCUAUGUUAGCCAAGCCAGAACAAAGAAGAGGCUUCAUUUUUCAACUGGGAGAAGUUGUGAGAGAGAAUUCAUUCAUGGAUAGAGAGUUAUCUCAUUGAUCUUUCCUGCUAUUUGGAUUCAACUGCCGAUAAUACACAUGUAAAAUUUUCAUCAAAGACAUUUAUAUUUUAGUGCAUUACAUGUUUUCCUUGUUUGGUACUCUGUAUUUUUAUAUUUUUCCAGUUGCUUGAUAGGAUGCACCUUUU
Molecule: messenger RNA, 899 nt
Organism: Vitis riparia (riverbank grape)
Lineage: Eukaryota; Viridiplantae; Streptophyta; Magnoliopsida; Vitales; Vitaceae
Product: ADP-ribosylation factor 1-like
Exons: 8
Coding region: 78-626 (182 amino acids)
Biological process (GO): intracellular protein transport; vesicle-mediated transport
Cellular component (GO): Golgi apparatus; cytoplasm
Molecular function (GO): GTP binding; GTPase activity
Source: RefSeq, a predicted model, not a curated record